AUGCAAAAUAAGCCUUCUGGUAAUAAGGAUCUUCAUCCGGUUAGCAGAGAUAAGGAGAUAAGUGAAGAAAUGAAUGCAAAAGAACCAUCGAGUAUACGCGAGGAGACGUCUGAUGGAACACUCCUCCCCACUAACAGUUCUGGUGCAGAAACACAGCUGCCCGCAACUUCUACUACAGGGACACACUCACCUCAAGGUGUUGACUCCAAUCAAAACACUCCACACGAUGAGUCUGAAAGUUCCACAAAAGGUAAUGAAGACAGUUCGAGUAAUCGGCCUGUUGAACCUCCUGCCCCUGCUGCUGCACCUCCUACUGCUCCCAAGGGUAGUGUUGAUCCAACAGGUAAAAAUAAUGCUGAGCGACGAGUCAUCGGUGCCCCCGGUGAGCAAGUAUCUCCGAAUACUGUAGAUAAAGGAGAUUCUAAUGAUGGUGCUGGUAGUGUUAAACUUCCUUCAAGUGAACCUGAAAAUGGAAGCGGUGAACAAAGAACAACAGGUGAAAGUGCAGGGAAAGCGGAAGGUGCAGAAGCAGAACCUACUCCUUCUCCAACCAAUUCAACCCAAGAAAGUGUUGGUGAUAAUAAUGCAAACGCUGUGAAUGGCACUAAACCUGCAGAAGGUGGGUCACCAAGUAAUCAAGAAAGUGUGGGAAAUACAGAAACCACCACCACC
This is a messenger RNA of Trypanosoma theileri, 672 nucleotides long. RefSeq lists its product as uncharacterized. The transcript has a single exon. NCBI's taxonomy places the organism in Eukaryota, Euglenozoa, Kinetoplastea, Trypanosomatida, Trypanosomatidae. The record is from RefSeq and is a predicted model, not a curated record. The annotation marks the transcript as partial.